AUGGACGACCGUACGCUUGACUGUGAAGUCGAUUUACAGUUAGAAAGGACUGCAGCACACAUUCGGCGUACUAGUGUUGCCGAACCGCGAGCCGCAAUUGCUGGCAGCGAUAGGUUUCAGGACGACCUUGCUACCUGUUCAGAUGAGGAAAGCCUGCGUCGCAAGCUCGUUUCCGUUCGUAGGCGCCGUCUCCAGUGUCAUCGACUUCUAGAGCAAGCCGAAGCUCAGCAAAAUGCGCUCGAUGAGCAGCUCUUGGCGGUGAUUCGUCAACGAGACGAGGCCGUAUUGGAUUACCGAAGCGUGCGCAUUGCUAUUGCAACGCAGCAGAGGCAGCUCCAGAUUUCCCGCCAAUGGAAUGUUACCAACGACACAUUUCAUAUAUGGCACAGUGGUCCCUUUGUCACUAUAAAUGGACUGAGGUUAGGAGCAGAAGCGCCCUCAAUGGAAGUCGGGUCCAGUGCAGAUACCGAUCGACAACCUAACGGCCCAAUUGAGCAACCCCGUAGGUAUCUGGGGUUCGGUGCGCAACCAGCUCCGUCGACUGUGAAUCCAAGUUCGAAUUCCAACGAAGUAAGGAACCAAGAGGGCAAGAACACAAUUCGAAUUCAUUGGACGGAGAUUAAUUCUGCUCUGGGACAAGUGUGUCUUUUACUAUCUACAUUGGAACAAAAACAGUGUUGCGGGAUCCGCUACCGCCACGAGAUUGUUGCACAAGGUAGUACCAGUAAGAUCGGAAUCCGCUCCAUCAACAAUCAGCAUACGGCGUACUACAAUUUAUACUCGGACGACAGCUUUCAACUGUUUGGAAAGCGUAAUUUCAAUACGGCUUUGCAAGCUCUGGUACAGUGUGUUGUCGAUGCUGCUGAUGCUGUUCAAGCCCGCGAUCCAACCAUCACGCUACCGCACGCUCUGGAAAAGACGAAUACACGCAGCGGCGAUUAUGUUGUUGGCGGUCUUUCCGUCGCUUAUGGAACCGAUGGUGUGGAAUGGACCCGUGCCAUGAAGUAUUUGUUGACCGAUAUCAAGCAACUAAUGAUGUUUAAACCGUUUGCUUUACGCCACGCACGGUCGUGA
Phaeodactylum tricornutum CCAP 1055/1 is the source of this 1074-nucleotide messenger RNA. RefSeq lists its product with no specific name. Gene Ontology annotation, cellular component: phosphatidylinositol 3-kinase complex, class III, type II; phosphatidylinositol 3-kinase complex, class III, type I; phagophore assembly site. NCBI's taxonomy places the organism in Eukaryota, Bacillariophyta, Bacillariophyceae, Surirellales, Neidiaceae. The transcript has a single exon. The coding region runs from base 1 to 1074 and encodes 357 amino acids. Gene Ontology annotation, biological process: late endosome to vacuole transport; autophagosome assembly; cellular response to nitrogen starvation. The record is from RefSeq and is a predicted model, not a curated record.